Molecule: messenger RNA, 3260 nt
Organism: Balaenoptera ricei (Rice's whale)
Lineage: Eukaryota; Metazoa; Chordata; Mammalia; Artiodactyla; Balaenopteridae
Gene: KIF11
Product: kinesin family member 11
Exons: 22
Coding region: 1-3171 (1056 amino acids)
Biological process (GO): microtubule-based movement; mitotic spindle assembly
Cellular component (GO): spindle microtubule; nucleus
Molecular function (GO): plus-end-directed microtubule motor activity; ATP binding; microtubule binding
Source: RefSeq, a predicted model, not a curated record
AUGGCGUCUCAGCCGAAUUCAUCUGCGAAGAAGAAAGAUGAGAAGGGGAAGAACAUCCAAGUGGUGGUGAGAUGCAGACCAUUUAAUUUGGCAGAGCGGAAAGCUAAUGCCCAUUCUGUAGUAGAAUGUGAUCACAUACGGAAAGAAGUUAGUGUACGAACUGGAGGAUUGGCCGACAAAAGCUCAAGGAAAACAUAUACUUUUGAUAUGGUUUUUGGAGCAUCUACUAAACAAAUUGACGUUUAUCGAAGUGUCGUUUGUCCAAUUCUGGAUGAAGUUAUUAUGGGCUAUAACUGCACUAUUUUUGCAUAUGGCCAAACUGGCACUGGAAAAACCUUUACAAUGGAAGGUGAAAGGUCCCCUAAUGAAGAAUAUACUUGGGAGGAGGAUCCUUUGGCUGGUAUAAUUCCACGUACUCUUCAUCAAAUUUUUGAGAAACUUACUGAUAACGGUACUGAAUUUUCAGUCAAAGUGUCACUGUUGGAAAUCUAUAAUGAAGAGCUUUUUGAUCUCCUUAAUCCAUCUUCUGAUGUUUCUGAGAGACUACAGAUGUUUGAUGAUCCCCGUAACAAGAGGGGAGUGAUAAUCAAAGGUUUAGAAGAAAUUACAGUACACAACAAAGAUGAAGUCUAUCAAAUUUUGGAGAAGGGGGCAGCAAAAAGGACAACUGCAGCAACUUUGAUGAAUGCCUACUCUAGUCGUUCCCACUCAGUUUUCUCUGUUACCAUACAUAUGAAAGAAACUACAAUUGAUGGAGAGGAGCUUGUUAAAAUUGGAAAGUUGAACUUGGUUGAUCUUGCAGGAAGUGAAAACAUUGGACGUUCUGGAGCAGUUGACAAGAGAGCUCGGGAAGCUGGAAAUAUCAAUCAAUCCCUGUUGACUUUGGGAAGGGUUAUUACUGCUCUUGUAGAAAGAACACCUCAUGUUCCUUAUCGAGAAUCUAAACUAACUAGAAUUCUCCAGGACUCUCUUGGGGGGCGUACAAGAACAUCUAUAAUUGCAACAAUUUCUCCUGCAUCUCUCAAUCUUGAGGAAACUCUGAGUACAUUGGAAUAUGCUCACAGAGCAAAGAACAUACUCAAUAAGCCUGAAGUUAACCAGAAACUCACCAAAAAAGCUCUGAUUAAGGAGUAUACAGAAGAGAUAGAGCGUCUGAAACGAGAUCUUGCUGCAGCCCGUGAAAAAAAUGGAGUGUACAUUUCUGAAGAAAAUUUCAGAGCCAUGAGUGGAAAACUAACUGUUCAAGAAGAACAAAUUGUAGAAUUGCUUGAAAAAAUUGCUGCUGUUGAGGAAGAGCUAAGUAGGGUUACAGAAUUGUUUAUGGAUAAUAAAAAUGAACUUGACCAGUGUAAAUCUGACCUGCAAAAUAAGACACAGGAACUUGAAACCACUCAAAGACAUUUACAAGAAACUAAAUUACAGCUUGUUGAAGAAGAAUAUUUCACGUCAGCUUUGGAAAGUACUGAGGAGAAACUUCAUGAUACUGCCAGCAGGUUGCUUAACACAGUUGAAGAAACUACAAAAGAUGUAUCUGGUCUCCAUUCUAAACUGGAUCGUAAGAAGGCAGUUGAUCAGCACAAUGCAGAAGCUCAGGAUAUUUUUGGCAAAAACCUGAAUAGUCUGUUUAAUAGUAUGGAAGAAUUAAUUAAGGAUGGCAGCACAAAACAAAAGGCCAUGCUAGAAGUUCAUAAAACCUUGUUUGGUAACCUGCUGUCUUCCAGUGUCUCUGCACUAGACACGAUUACUACAACAGCACUUGGAUCUCUCACAUCUGUUCCAGAAAAUGUGUCUACACUUGUUUCUCAGAUUUCUAAUAUGAUAUUAAAAGAACAGUCAUUAGCAGCAGAAAGUAAAACCGUACUUCAGAAAUUGAUUAAUGUACUUAAGAGUGACCUCCUCAGUUCACUGGACACAGUUUUAUCCCCCACUGUGGUAUCUAUACUGGAAAUCAAUAGUCAACUAAAGCAUAUUUUCAAGACUUCAUUGAUACUGGCUAAUAAGAUAGAAGAUCAGAAGAAGGAAAUGGAUGGAUUUCUCAGUACACUGUGUAACAAUCUACAUGAACUAAAAGAAGAUACAAUUUCUUCCUUGGCUGAAACACAGAAGCUAUGUGAAAACUUAACUGAAGACCUGAAGACAAUAAAGAAAAUCCAUUCACAGGAACUUUGCCAGUUAAUCAGUCUUUGGAAGGAGAGAUUCUGUGCUUUGGAGGAAAAGUGUGAAAACAUGUGGAAACCACUUAGCAGUGUUCAAGAAAAUACAGAGCAGAAAUCUAAAGAUAUAAUCAGCAAAACAACUUCUCACAGUGAAAAAUUUGGUGCUGAUUUUGAUGACUUGUCAGCGGAACUCAGACAUUUUAACCAGGAAGGUACAAAACUGGUUGAAGAGUCUGAGAAACACUGUGAUAAACUCAGUAGCAACCUUGAAGUAAUAUCUCAAGAGAAUGAACAGAGAUGUGAGGCUCUGAACACAAGCACACUUUGUUUUUCUGAACAGUGGGUAUCUUGCUUAAAUAAAAGGGAAGAGGAACUUCAGAAUUUAUUGAAGGUUGUACAACAAGGUUGUGAGGCUUCAAGUUCAGAGAUUACUGAAAAAUUAAUUGGGCAUAAAGCAGCUAAUGAGAACCAGCAUAACAUUCUUCUUGGUCAGAUAACUAUUGAUGAAGAAGAAUUAAUGACACAAAGUCAAGAACUUAAUAAAACUGUAAAAAUUGGUUUGACUAAGCUUAAUUGCUUUCUGCAACAGGAUCUGAAACUGGAUAUCCCAACAGGUACGACACCACAGAGGAAAAAUUAUUUAUACCCAUCAACACUGGUGAGAACCCAGCCACGUGAACAGCUCCUUGAUCAGUUGAAAAGGAAACAGCCUGAGCUGUUAAUGACACUAAACUGUUCAGAAAACAACAAAGAAGAGACCAGUCAGGACUUGGAUGAAGAAAAGGCGGUUCUGGUGCACACUGUUGAAGAACCUCUAAGUCAAGAACCAUCUGUAGACACUAGUUUGGAUUGUUCAUCAAGUGGUGGGGUUCCAUUUUUCCAGCAUAAAAAAUCACAUGGAAAAGAUAAAGAAAACAGAGGCAUUAAUCCGCUGGAGAGGUCUAAAGUAGAAGAAACUACAGAGCAAUCUGUUAUGAAGAGCAGAUUACCUCUACGAGCCCAGAACAAUUUUUAGUUAACUUGAGGACAGGUAAUUUUACUUUCUAAGAAAAAUGAAAAAUAAAACCUGUAACCCCAGAACUUGAGCCUUGUGUAUAGAUUAAA